Sorghum bicolor (sorghum) is the source of this 3075-nucleotide messenger RNA. RefSeq lists its product as uncharacterized. Bases 242 to 2218 code for a protein of 658 amino acids. The record is from RefSeq and is a predicted model, not a curated record. Lineage: Eukaryota; Viridiplantae; Streptophyta; Magnoliopsida; Poales; Poaceae. Gene Ontology annotation, molecular function: protein binding. The transcript is spliced from 2 exons. Gene Ontology annotation, biological process: cell surface receptor signaling pathway.
ACCGCAGCCGCAGCCGCAGCCGCAGCCGUCGGCCGCUCCUCCUUCCCCAACCAGCAACCAAACCCACCACCACUACCAACCAUCCCCAAAACCCCACGAGGAAUCCCCCAAAUUCGCCCUGCUCCCUCGCAGAUCGCACCAUCCGCGCGCGUUUCCAUCCAAUUCCACCCGCCCGCAGCCCCCGACGACCCGCCCAAGCCGAGGCGCCGGUUUCUCUGAUUGGGGUGGGAGGGGAGCGGAGAUGGGGGAGGGGGUGAAGGAGAUGCUGGCUCCGCCGAUCCAGCUGGCCGACGAGGUCGCCAAGCAGUCCGCUGCCGCGCGGAGCUUCCGCGUCGAGUGCGCUGACCUCAAGGCCCGCGCCGACAAGCUGGCGGCGCUGCUGCGGCAGGCGGCGCGGGCCCCGGAGCUCUACGACCGCCCCGCCGCCCGCAUCUUGGCCGGGGCCACCCAGGCGCUGUCCAGAGCCUCCGCCCUCGCCGCCCGCUGCGCUAGGGGGCACCCGCGCCUGCGCAGCCUCUUCACGCUCAGCCCCGCCGCCGGGUUCCCCCGGGCCGUGGCGGCGCUCGACACGGCGCUCGAGGACGUCGCCUGGCUGCUCCGCAUCUCCUCGCCUGGCGCCACCGGCGACGGGGACGACGACUCGCUCCUCGGCCUCCCCAACAUCGCGCAGAACGAGCCCAUCCUCUUCUUCAUCUGGGACCAUGUCGCGCGCCUGCACACGGGCUCCCCCGCCGCCCGCGCUGACUCGGCCGCCAACCUCGCCUCGCUCGCCCGCGACAGCCAGCACUUCGCCAAGCUCAUCAUUGAGGAGGACGGCGUGCCGCCGCUGCUCAAGCUGCUCAAGGACGGGACCGACGAGGGCCAGGAGGCCGCCGCACGCGCCCUCGGCCUCCUGGGCUGUGACGCCGAGAGCGUGGACAAGCUCGUGCAGGCCGGGGUUUGCUCCUCCUUCGCCGCAGCGCUCAAGGAGCCGCCCAUGCGCGUGCAGGCUGCUGUGGCGGAGGCCAUCGCGUCCCUGGCUGACCGGAGCUCCACCUGCCAGGACCUUUUCGCGCAGAACAAUGCCGUCCGGUACCUUGUUGGACACCUCGCUUCUGGGACUAUCCAGGAGCACAGCCGGUACUCCGUCGGCUCCAGCAGCUCCAAGAACAGCGCAGCUGCUGCUGCCACAACGCAGCAGCCCAUGAAGUCACUCCACUCGGUGGUGCUUGCCAAGACGCUGAGCAUGCGCCACACUGGUGACCGCGACAUCUCCAGCGGUGGCGCCGAUGAGCCGCCAAGGAUGUCCAAUGGAACACCAGGAGGCGACCAAGACACGAAAUGGAACCCCCAAAUGCAGUCAGUGGUACACUCGGCUAUGGCUGCCAAGACAAACACAAAUGGCUCAUUGGUUCCGCCAUUCAGGCCUCAGCUAGGCACCAGUGGCUCCAGUGGCCGUGGUGCUCGUGAAGUGGAGGAUCCUGAAACCAAGGCACAUUUGAAGGCUAUGGCAGCAAAAGCUUUGUGGAAGCUUGCUCAUAACCAUUUGGGUGUGUGCAAGAGCAUUACAGAGUCACGCGCGCUACUGUGCUUUGCUGUGCUCCUUGAGAAGGGUGAUGGCGAUAUGGGCACUAAUGUGCAGUACUUCUCAGCAAUGGCCAUCAUGGAGAUUGCCCGUGUCGCUGAACACAGCCUUGUGCUGCGGCAAUCAGCAUUCAAACCCAGCUCGCCAGCAGCCAAGGCUGUUGUUGAUCAGCUGCUCCGUGUCGUCCGCAGGGGUGAAUACGAUGCAUUGCUUCUCCCAUGCAUCACUGCCCUUGGCUGCCUUGCCCGUACCUUCACAGCAAGUGAGACCAGGAUAGUGGCCCCUCUUGUGCAGCUUCUCGAUGAGCGUGAGCCUCCAGUCAUAAAGGAGGCUGUUGUUGCGCUCACCAAGUUUGCGUGCACUGAGAACCACCUACAUGUGAACCACUGCAAGGCCAUUGUUGAUGAUGGUGGUGCGCGCCACCUUGUCCAGCUUGUCUACCUUGGCGACGAGGUGCAGAUUGAGGCGCUCAUACUACUCUGUUACAUUGCACUGUAUGUGCCUGAGAGCGAGGAACUCGCACAAGCUGGUGUGCUGGCUGUGUUGCUUUGGGCAUCAAAGCAGGCUCACAUGGUGCAGGACACGCGUGUUGAGGUGUUGCUUCCAGAUGCCAAAGGGAGGCUUGAGCUGUUCCAGUCCAGGGCCUCCAGGUGAUGUUGGAGACGGGAUCAUUGGACAUGGUUGAGUUGAGCAAUUCUUGCUCUUGACACCAGUUGCUGAGUAGAAGAUUGUUUUGCUAUGUUACCCUAGUUGCAAGUUGCGCCAUCCUUGCAAAUACCCCUGUUUACUUGUCUGAUUGCGACUGGUGAUAGAAUAUUAUCUGGCCAUGAUCAUGCCACGUGGAAAACGAGGCGACUGACAUUGACAUGUGGGACCCGCUCUGGUUGCUAGUGUUAGCUGGCCAGCAUGUCAUUGUCAACAUCUGUUCCCACAUGACCAUUGACCAAGCUACUCACCGCAGCCCUUAGGGAUGGUGAUUCCGCAGUGUUUGGUAACGUAGAACACCUUCUCCAUGCUUAGUUUGUCCUUGGCGUCGGGGGAGCUCAGAUAGUCGCAGAUGCAGGGCGCAUCGGCAUCUGUAGCCUUGAGGGUUUUGCAGCAGCCCUCGGACGGAGGCUGCUCGGGCCCGUCCUUCUGGACGAACUGCUUGCAGCUGCGCCACAGUGCGUCGAUGUCAUUCUGGCAGCCUGAGGCUUGUGGGUCAUGAGGACCUGGGACUUGUGGGACUUGUUGAGCUGAGAUUGCUGCUGCGGCGGCAAGGAUGAUGAGGAGAAACGUCGCGGCCAGGCGGCCAGCAGGGCUCAGCUGCGACAUGUCCGUCUGCUCUUUUGGUGGACUGGGACUUUCCCUAUUGGUUCGUGGGAGUAUUUUUUUGUUGUUGUAAGUAACAAAUGGUGUGCAUCUAAGACCUGGAUGGCAGUUGGUAUUUAUAUGGUCUCUGUUGCUUGGACCCUGGUUUAGGGUUCCCUCUCAAGGUUGAUUUGCAAUGCGAAUUUUGUGAACUGUUUUCA